This is a messenger RNA of Ceratitis capitata (Mediterranean fruit fly), 753 nucleotides long. RefSeq lists its product as hypothetical. NCBI's taxonomy places the organism in Eukaryota, Metazoa, Arthropoda, Insecta, Diptera, Tephritidae. The transcript has 2 exons. The record is from RefSeq and is a predicted model, not a curated record. Bases 154 to 465 code for a protein of 103 amino acids.
CGAGCGAUCAGUCAGUCUUUCAGUCUGUCCGCGACACUGCGCUUUCUUAGUUUGCCGUUUUUUAGUGAGCCGUGAGCCGUGAGCCGAGAGCCGUGCGCCUGCUGUUGUCUUGAACGUAUUAUUGAAGAAUUGGAAUUGUUCAAGCACGUAAACAUGAAAUACUUUUCCACCACAUUUGCUGCGCUUUUCCUUUGCGGCAUGAUGUUCCAAUACCAAUGCAUUGCACAGCCGGUCGAUGCGAAGGGGGGCUCUGGCGCAGCCGCGGCUAUAGUGAUUGAUGCGGCGCCUUCGGUGGUCUCCUAUCAGGGCUCGUCACAAGCGCAUGCGCAUCUGGUGUUAGCUCCUAUGGGCCGUUCGUUGGGUUAUGUGGAACCCUUGGAUGUGAAUCGUACAUUGGCGCGAAACGAGCGUUUGGACGAGCGUCAUGAAGUACUAGAUAUUAGUCCCGUCUAUGUGCCGGAGUGAAGGGCGCGUGCGCACGUUGUGGUAUUCAUAUAUGUACGUACAAGAAUGUGCAAUGUGAAUUGUUGUGCAUAAAUUUAUUGUUGUGUGGGCUUGUGCAAUAUGCAAAAGUUCAAAGAAAACAAAAAAAAAAAACAACAAAAAAACGAGCAUUGAAUAUGCUUAAUUAUUUCUAUAUUCGUUAGAUAGUUAAAAAUAUGUGUGUUGUUGUAAAGAGCUAAGUGAUGUAGAGAUUAGUGAAUGCUUAUUCUAAUAAAAAAUAAAUAAAAUAAAAUAAAAUAAGCUAAAGAA